This is a messenger RNA of Melanotaenia boesemani (Boeseman's rainbowfish), 3811 nucleotides long. It is a transcript of the gene zc3h7ba, whose product is annotated as zinc finger CCCH-type containing 7Ba. Gene Ontology annotation, molecular function: metal ion binding; miRNA binding; protein binding. Bases 231 to 3413 code for a protein of 1060 amino acids. Lineage: Eukaryota; Metazoa; Chordata; Actinopteri; Atheriniformes; Melanotaeniidae. The record is from RefSeq and is a predicted model, not a curated record. Gene Ontology annotation, biological process: miRNA processing. The transcript has 23 exons.
GAUUUACUGCUCGAGUGGCUGGGAAUCGAAACUUAACAAGAGACCGUGGAUUGCUCCACCACCAAACACUAGGCUCCUACGGGCUUCUUCCAUUUUACCUUCUAUCCGAGUUAGCACGACUUCUCAGCUGCGGAACGCUAGUUUGUCAUUUUUUUGGUAACCACCAUGACUUGCCUUUAAACUUUUUUCUUUUGGUUCAAUGAACUUCCUCAGUUCUUCAGCGAGCAACCAUGGACCCUGCCCGGAACAAGCGCAGAGAGGAGAUAAGCAAGGCUCUGGCAUUUAUACAGUCACCUCUGGCUUAUCCAGAUUCCAAAAGCUACCAGGACUAUCUGACCCAGUUAGUGUGCAACCUGCUUGAGGAGGGCAACGCCUUCUUCCGAGACAGGGAGUGGGUGCAGGCCAUCAGGGAGUUCACUGAGGGUUUGAAUGUCUCAUUGUAUGCUGAAGGAGAGGACAUCCAAAUACCUAAAGCUCUGCUGGAGAGCCUGUAUGUCAACCGAGCUGCUGCCCACCACAGUAUGGGGAAGUAUGAUAAAGGUGUCGAGGACUGCAACAGUGCUCUGGAAGUGUGUAAGGAAAGUCGCAGGGCUUUGUACAGGAAGGCGCUGUGUCUGAAGGAGCUUGAGAAAUACAAAGAAGCCUACGACUGCAUGACCAGCUGUCUGCUCUCUGCUCCCCAGCUCUUGACAGGACAAACAGAUGAACGAGCUCGCACAGGAGCUGGCCGUCCACCUGGGAAUGAAAAUUCGGAAACCAUAUGUCAGUGCAAAGUCUUCAGAUCACUCUUUGUCAGAAGGCUGGAUAAAUACUGCAGUGACAUUGGCGAUAAUUUAGGAAAUGGUUUGAAUUCUGCCAGUUCUGCUGCACCAGUCAAUGUCCCCAGCGUUCCAAAGUCCCACUUUGCUUCCACACCUCCCGUCUGCAGCCAACCUGCCAGCUCUGUGCUACCUGACACUGUGGAUGACUCUGAGCUGAUGGGGGAUGAUUUAGACAGUCUGCUUGACUCCUUUCCAAAUGAGGAAGAGCCAUCUGAGGCAGCAUUCGCAGUCCCCAGUAGAAAAUCCACAUCCACUCACACAGCUCCCUCUGUCCUGCCUGCUCCAACACCCCAGCUUCCCCCUGCCUUCUUCAACUCUGCCAUCAAUCAGCUCAACUCCCUGGACUCCUUUUCCAAUGGCGGGUACGCCACUUCAUCUACAGCACUGGAUAUCCUCGAUGACCUGUCCGUCUCUGGAAUUGGACGUGGUGCGGAUGCUUCAAACUCAGUUCCGCCCUCCUCUGGACUAGAUACCCUGGAUGCUCUUGAUUCCCUUGAUUCUCUUGAUGAAAUUUUGGACGGAGCGUCAAGCGGUGUUGCUGCUGAGAAGGUUAACAAGCCUAAAACUGAGCUGGAUGUAGGAGAAAAGUCUCUCAAUGAAUUGCUUGAUGAAGUAGACAUCUUGGGGCCUGUCUCUAAUCCAAGUGGUCAGAGGAGGGAUGUCCCUAAAAUUAGCACUAAAGCCACAGAGCAGCUUGACUGCCUUGAUGCCUUGGACUUGUUCCCCACAGUGAAGAGUGUUGGGUCUGCUUUGCCAGCAGUUUCAUUUGGGGUAGCAGGCCUGGACUCGCUCUCUGAUUUCAGCUCAAAUGGUUUCUCUGACUCACACACUGCAUUUACUCCGGUAAUGCGAUCUCCUAAAAAUCACUACAAAGAGAGAAAUAGCCCAGGGCUUGUUUCAGUCUCCAACCCCCUAGCGUCCACCCACGAAUUCCUGCAGGCCUGCUCCACAUGUUUCCCUCAAGAGGGUAAAGGGAUAUACUCCUAUGUUCACAAGCCAGACCUGGUCCACAACUGUAAGCGAGACAUUCUGCUGUGUAGAUGGAAGGUGGAUUGUCCGACGGCGUGGACCAGAGUACGACCACUUCCUGCUAGGACAUCCUUCUCAGGACCAUUUGUACUCUGUAAAAAUCUGCUGCAGUCUGGGGAUUUGGGCAUUUGUAAGUACGGAGAGAAAUGCACGUUUGCCUACAACCAGCUGGAGAUAGAUGUUUGGACAGAAGAGAGGAAGGGGACACUAGACAGGAACCUGCUGUUUGAGACCACACCCGUCAAAAUGGACCCUGUGAACAGCAUCAUACAGCUUCAAGAGGAAAACAAGGGCAUGUUUAUCUUCCUUUGUCAGGAGUGUUAUGACAGUAAACCUAGAAUCAUCAGUAAACGCUCCAGUGACAAUCACGCCAUCUGCUCUAACGUGGAUGCUCGUCACAACUUCGAUGCUAAUAAGUGCCUGGCCUUUGUGAUGAGGACCUUCAACGUGAACUACAAAAAAGUUCGUCCUCUCAGCAUCAUGUGCCAAUUGGACUUGUGCCGACAAGCCAUCCGGUAUGGCUGCCAAAGAGAAGACAGCUGCCAGUAUGCCCACUCUGUCAUAGAGCUUAAAACCUGGAGGAUUCAGUGUCACACAGGUAUCAGCCCUGAUGAGAUUGUGAAAGUAUCCAUGAAGUAUCAUGACAAGACAGCGCAAAAUUCAAACAAAGACAAAGUUAACAGACAGGUGUUCGCUGGAGGAGGUGGAAGCAAAUCUAAAGGAGGAGAAGUAGGAGGUGCCAGGAGUGGGAAGACUCUUAAUAUGAAGAUGAAGUUUGCAUGUGCUCAGUGCUGGGGGGGCGGCCUGAUUACCGAACCAGACAAAGCACUCAAGUACUGUUCUGCCAAAGCCAGCCACAUGUGGACGAAAGACAGACGAGUACUGCUGGUCAAGUCCUCAGAGAGAAGUAAAUGGGUUCAGGUCCGACCACUGCCUCAUGCCAAGAACUUCCCUGUGCAAUAUGACAUGUGUGCCCAGAUUCAGGAGAAGAGGAAAUGUAACUACACUGGGAACUGCACCUUUGCUCACAGCCAGGAGGAGAAAGAAAUGUGGAUGUACAUGAAGAAUAAUGACUUGCGGGACAUGCAGCAAGUGUAUGACAUGUGGUUGACAUUAGCUGGCAACCACCGCCAAGCAGAGGGAGCCACGUUCUCUCAGCCCAACUCCGAAGAGAAAUGCAUCAUUAUGCCAACUGACUACGCUGAACCAAUGUAUGGUUUCCACUGCCGUUUGUGCGGUAAGCACAGUAACAGUGAGCGACAGUGGCAGCAGCACAUUUCCUCUGAGAAACACAAAGACCGAGUGUUCAGCUGUGAGGGAGAAGAUGAAGCUCUGACAUGGAGCUACCGCUUUCCUGGAACAUGCUUUAAACUCUGCCCCAAGUUUGAUGGUGGCUGUCCUGAUGGUGUGAGCUGCGAUUACGCCCACAGCCCAGAGGAGCUGCAAGAGUGGACGGAGAGAAGGGAUUUCCUGCGACAGAAACUGGCCAAAGCUAGGGACGACAUGCUUGUCAUGCCUAAUGAGUUUGACUUUGGGAAGUACAACUUUCUACUGCAGGACUGAGAAGAAUUUGACUUUGCAACUGCCAAACUAGUAUUUUGAUUAUGUGUUGAUGUUUCAAACCUAAACUAUUAUGUUUAGACUAAGGAAGCACUUGAAUUGUCAAACACAUAUUGACCUUCCCCAAAGUGCUGCAUUAGUAACUCUAAAUUAGUCAAUCUUUUAACUUUUUAAGUGUUUGUUGCCAUGUGAAUACAUGUCUUUUUGCUUCAUGUCUGUUAAAGGGUUUACAGUGAUCUGUACUUGGAGCUGCUUGUAUGCUUUAUUUUCACUCUUUUAUGUACUUUCCCCCUUAGUUUAUAUUUCGUUUCAGCAUUGAUCAGUGCCUUCAGUCCACAGUUUACCAAAGAUGUGCAGAAUGUUCAAACGCCUGAAUGUUUAUUAAAAAAAAACAAUUAAUA